ACACUUCCACCGAGGAAAUCCGAUGCUGUAGAUAAAAAAAAAUAGUAAACUUUUAAAAACUCAGAGUGAACAGUCAUUAGACAACAAAGGGUCAAGGAAACGGAAAACUAUGCGGUUGCCAUGGCUCUGUCAGAGCUAUACACUAAGUACAACCGCGUCUGGAUCCCGGACCCAGAGGAAGUGUGGCAGUCUGCGGAGAUCCUGAAAGACUACAAAUCGGGAGAUGACGUUCUGGAACUACAGCUCGAGAAUGGCACGGAGAUGCGGUACCCGGUGGAAACGGGGAACGUGCAGCUCCCACACCUGCGGAACCCUGACAUCCUCGUGGGGGAGAACGAUCUCACCGCCCUCAGCUACCUUCACGAGCCGGCCGUCCUGCACAACCUCAGAGUGCGUUUCGUGGAGUCCAAAAUCAUCUACACGUACUGCGGGAUCAUCUUGGUCGCGGUGAACCCCUACAAGCAGCUGCCCAUCUAUGGGGACGCAGUCAUCCACGCCUACUCCGGCCAGAACAUGGGCGAUCUGGACCCACACAUAUUCGCUGUGGCAGAGGAGGCCUACAAGCAGAUGGCCAGGAACAACAGGAACCAGUCGAUCAUCGUGAGUGGGGAGUCGGGUGCUGGGAAGACGGUCUCCGCGCGCUACGCCAUGCGCUACUUCGCUGUGGUCAGCAAGUCCAGCAGCAAGACCCGAGUGGAAGACAAAGUUCUGGCCUCUAACCCGAUCACAGAGGCUAUUGGGAAUGCAAAGACCACCAGAAACGAUAACAGCAGCCGCUUUGGGAAGUACACAGAGAUCAGCUUUGACCAGCGGCAUCAGAUCAUCGGGGCCAACAUGAGGACGUACCUGCUGGAGAAGUCCCGAGUGGUGUUCCAGUCGGAGAACGAGAGGAAUUACCACAUCUUCUACCAGCUGUGUGCCUGUGCUGACCAGCCCGACUUCAAGCACCUCCGACUGUUAAGUGCUGAUCAGUUCCAGUACACCUGCCUGGGAGGAGCAACGGAGAUCGAUGGUGUGGACGACAGAGCUGACAUGGCAGAGACUCGCCGCACUUUCACUCUGCUGGGCUUGAAGGAGGACUUUCUGUCCGACGUGUUCAAGGUGUUGGCAGCAAUCCUCCACUUGGGCAACGUCACCAUAAAGACCACCAGUGGGGAGAAGUCUGCCGUCAGCACCAGUGAUGUCCACCUGGCGGUGUUUUGUGAGCUGGUGUGUGUGGACGUGGACAGUGUGUGUCGCUGGUUGUGCCAUCGGCGGCUGGUGCUGUUGGCAGAGACGGUGGUGAAGCCGGUGCCCAUGGAGCGGGCGGUCAACGCCCGAGAUGCCCUGGCCAAGCACAUCUACGCCCACCUGUUCGACUGCGUCAUCCACAGGAUCAACACUGCCCUCAAGGUCCCAGGGAAGCAGCAUUCCUUCAUUGGGGUUCUGGACAUCUACGGUUUUGAGACAUUUGAUGUGAACAGCUUUGAGCAGUUCUGCAUCAACUAUGCCAAUGAGAAGCUCCAGCACCAGUUCAACCUUCAUGUGUUUAAGCUGGAGCAGGAGGAGUACAUGAAGGAGGACAUCCCAUGGACGCUGAUCGAUUUCUAUGACAACCAGCCCGUCAUUGAUCUGAUCGAAGCCAAGAUGGGCAUUCUGGACCUGCUGGAUGAGGAGUGCCUGUUUCCCCAGGGUACGGACCUGAACUGGCUGCAGAAGCUGUAUAACUUCCUGGGCUCCAAUCCUCUGUUCAGCAAGCCCCGGCUCUCCAAUCAGGCCUUUGUCAUUCAGCACUUCGCAGACCAAGUGGAGUACCAGUGUAAAGGCUUCCUGGAGAAGAACAGAGACACCUUAUAUGAAGAGCUUGUGGACAUCAUGAAGGCCAGUAAGUUUUCUCUCCUGGCAGACUUCUUCCGGGAGGAGUCCCAGACGGCGGUCCGAGGAGUCAGGGUGAAGGCCGCCACUCCAGCAGUGAAGCCUGCCAACAAACAGCUCCGAACUACAGUGGGAAACAAGUUCCGCAGUUCUCUGUACCUGCUGAUGGAGACUCUGAACGCCACCACACCUCAUUAUGUGCGCUGCAUCAAGCCCAACGAGGACAAGCAACCCUUUGAGUACGACUCCAAGCGUGUGGUCCAGCAGCUCCGAGCCUGUGGGGUUCUAGAGACGGUCCACAUCAGUGCCCAGAGCUACCCAUCCAGGUGGACCUACAUCGAGUUCUACAGUCGUUACAGCAUCCUGAUGACACAGGCAGAGGUGGUCCUCAAUGACAAGAAACAAACGUGCAAGUCUGUGCUACAGAGACUCAUUCCUGAGGUGCAGGUACACCUCCGCAGCUCACACAGAAAGGAGGUGCAGGUACACCUCCGCAGCUCACACAGAAAGGAGGUGCAGGUACACCUCCGCAGCUCACACAGAAAGGAGGUGCAGGUACACCUCCGCAGCUCACACAGAAAGGAGGUGCAGGUACACCUCCGCAGCUCACACAGAAAGGAGGUGCAGGUACACCUCCGCAGCUCACACAGAAAGGAGGUGCAGGUACACCUCCGCAGCUCACACAGAAAGGAGGUGCAGAAAGAGGAGGUGCAGGUACACCUCCGCAGCUCACACAGAAAGGAGGUGCAGGUACACCUCCGCAGCUCACACAGAAAGGAGGUGCAGGUACACCUCCGCAGCUCACACAGAAAGGAGGUGCAGGUACACCUCCGCAGCUCACACAGAAAGGAGGUGCAGGUACACCUCCGCAGCUCACACAGAAAGGAGGUGCAGGUACACCUCCGCAGCUCACACAGAAAGGAGGUGCAGGUACACCUCCGCAGCUCACACAGAAAGGAGGUGCAGGUACACCUCCGCAGCUCACACAGAAAGGAGGUGCAGGUACACCUCCGCAGCUCACACAGAAAGGAGGUGCAGGUACACCUCCGCAGCUCACACAGAAAGGAGGUGCAGGUACACCUCCGCAGCUCACACAGAAAGGAGGUGCAGGUACACCUCCGCAGCUCACACAGAAAGGAGGUGCAGGUACACCUCCGCAGCUCACACAGAAAGGAGGUGCAGGUACACCUCCGCAGCUCACACAGAAAGGAGGUGCAGGUACACCUCCGCAGCUCACACAGAAAGGAGGUGCAGGUACACCUCCGCAGCUCACACAGAAAGGAGGUGCAGGUACACCUCCGCAGCUCACACAGAAAGGAGGUGCAGGUACACCUCCGCAGCUCACACAGAAAGGAGGUGCAGGUACACCUCCGCAGCUCACACGCAGCUCAGGAAGAAACUCGAGGAGCAGGCUUCCACGCAGCUCAUUACGAAAGGAGGUGCAGGUACACCCUCCAGCGCCCACAGAAGGAGGUGCAGGUACGCCUCCACGUGCUCACACAGAAAGGAGGUGCAGGUACACCUCCAUGCGCUCCCACAGAAAGGAGGUGCAGGUACACCUCCACGCUCAAACAGAAAGGAGGUGCAGGUACACCUCCACGGGCUCAUCACAGAAAGGAGGUGCAGGUACACCUCCACACGCUCAAACAGAAAGGAGGUGCAGGUACACCUCCACGCGCCCCACAGAAAGGAGGUGCAGGUACACCUCCACGCGCUCAAACAGAAAGGAGGUGCAGGUACACCUCCACGCGCUCACACAGAAAGGAGGUGCAGGGUAAAGAGAACCGUGGCCUGAUGGAGAGGCUGACAGGCCUGGCCAACGCACACUCUCAGGGAUUGGACAAGCUGCAAGCGCUGGAAGCGGAGCUGAGCAAAUCAGCCAAUAACAGAAUGUCCUUAGAGAAGCAGGAGAAGAGGAACAAGGAGGCAGCCAAUCAGAUGAUCACCCAGCUGCAGACUCAGAAAGCCGCUCUAGAGGCAGAGAAGAAGACCAUGGAGGCCAAGAUGGCCGAGAGCGCUCAGCAGAUGAGAGACAACUUCAGUGAGCUGCAGAAGAGACUGCAGGAGGACCUGGAGAAGGAGGAGAGGAGAAGAAAGAUCGCAGAGAACAAUCUGGAGAACCAGAAGGAGGACUCCGGACGGGAAGUGGAGGUUCUGCAGCUGGAGAACCGGCAGCUACGGGAGGAGAAGCUGCGGCUGCAGAUGCAGCUGGAGGAGGAGAAACACCAGAUCGCAGAACUGCAGGAGCAGAUCACGCAGCUCACCAAACACAUCAAGGUGUUGCCUGAGCUGAGGAAAGAUAUCCACAACCUCCAGUCCCAGAAAACUGAGCAGGAGAGGAGAGCGAGAGAACAAACCCACCAAGCUAAAGUUAAGAUGAACGUGAUCAUCAGACAACUUCUGGGGGACCGGAGCAGUGAGGACAUCUUGUCAGCUGCCUCAGACGACGCAGAGGAGGAUGGGAAUCUGCUGCUGGCUUUUGAUGGCCUCCAGAAGGCAACAAGGGUGAUGGAGACACAGCUGCGUGAUCAGAGGGAGGGCUUUGAGAGUCAGGUAGAGGUGCUGAGCUUUAAGAUGGAGCACCUGCAGAAGGAGAACGAACAGUUGCAGAAUCUCUUCCAAGAGAAGAGCGAUGUCAAUGAGAGCAUCCGCCAGGAGGUGGCGCGACUUACCGCUGAGAACAUGGUGAUCCCCGAACUGAAGCAACAGGUCGGUGAGCUGCUCAGACAGAAGCAGGACUUGGAGACCCAGCAGCAGGAGGAGACCAGUCAGAUGAUGGGCCGCAUUGAGCAGGUGUCAACCAGACUCCAGACGGAUCUUCAGGAGGAAAGCUCCCGCUGCAGGCAGUUUGAGCAGCAGCUGGAGGAGGUGCAGAGAAGGUUAGAGGAACAGCAGGAGCAGCAGGAGCAGCUGCUCAAGCAACAGCAGGCCGAGCAGGAGGCCAAGAGCAGACUCCGGCAGGAGACCUCCAGACUCACCGCAGACAACAUGGGUCUGGAGGAGCAGCUGGACAUGAAGGAUCGACUCAUAAAGAAGCUACAGGACCAGAUUCGCUCACUAAAGGCUCCAGACAAGGCCAAUCAGAAAGCAACACCCGCAGUGCCCAGAGAGUACCUGGGGAUGCUGGAGUACCGACGGGAGGAUGAGCCCAAAAUCAUCCAGAACCUCAUUCUGGACCUGCGUCCCAGAGGCGUGGUGGUGAACAUGUUCCCAGGGCUGGCGGCUCACCUGCUCUUCAUGUGCGUGCGACACGCCGACUACCUCAACGACGGGGCCAAGCUCAAAUCCCUGAUGCACGGCAUCAUCACUGGCCUCAAGAAGGUCAUCAUGGAGCAUCAGGAGGACUUUGAGGCGCUGUCCUUCUGGCUGUCCAACACCUGCCACCUGCUCAACUGCCUGAAGCAAUACAGCGGAGAGGAGGAGUUCAUGAAGCACAACACACCCCGUCAGAACAAAAACUGCUUGACGAACUUUGACCUUUCAGAGCACAGGCAGAUCUUCAGUGACCUCGCUAUCCGGAUCUACCACAAGUUUAUUGCUGCCAUGGAGACCAUGGUCACCCCUCUCAUUGUGCCUGCUAUGUUGGAGCAUGAGAGCUUGCAGGGCAUCUCCAGCAUGAAGCCGUCGGGCCUGCGGAAGCGCUCCAACAGCGUGUACGAGGAGGCGGCCGAGGCCUGCAGCAUGGCCUCCAUCCUCCAGCUGCUCAGCGGUUUCCACGCCAGCAUGCUGCAGCACGGCAUGGACAGCGAGCUGGUCAAGCAGGCGGUCAGGCAGCUCUUCUACCUACUGGGCGCCACCUGCCUCAACACCAUCCUGCUGCGCAAGGACAUGUGCUCCUGCCGCAAGGGCAUGCAGAUCAGGUGUAACAUCAGUUACCUGGAGGAGUGGCUGAAGGAGAAGGAUCUGCAGGGAUCCAGCGCCAUGGAAACGCUCCGGCCUCUCUCCCAGGCUGCCUGGCUGCUCCAGGUCAACAAGACGAGCGACGAGGACGCGCGCGAGAUCCGUGACAGCUGCCCCGAGCUCUCACCUGUGCAGAUUGUAAAGAUCCUCAACUCCUACACCCCCAUUGAUGACUUUGAGAAGCGGGUGGCUUCCUCGUUUGUGCGCAAGGUUCAGGCGCUGCUGCAGGAGCGCGAGGGGUCAUCUCAGCUCAUGGUGGACACACAGUAUCGCUUCCAGGUCACCUUCCCCUUCUGCGCCUCCGCUCAGGCACUGGAGCUGCUACAGGUCCCCUCCAGUCUGCGCCUCUCCUUCCUCACCCGCAUCUGAACAACACACACACACACACACACACACACACACACACAGAGGCGUAGCACA
This is a messenger RNA of Alosa alosa (allis shad), 6174 nucleotides long. It is a transcript of the gene myo5c, whose product is annotated as myosin VC. Bases 121 to 6123 code for a protein of 2000 amino acids. The transcript is spliced from 40 exons. Gene Ontology annotation, biological process: vesicle transport along actin filament; actin filament organization. The record is from RefSeq and is a predicted model, not a curated record. Gene Ontology annotation, molecular function: actin filament binding; ATP binding; microfilament motor activity. Lineage: Eukaryota; Metazoa; Chordata; Actinopteri; Clupeiformes; Clupeidae. Gene Ontology annotation, cellular component: cytoplasm; actin cytoskeleton; vesicle.